Messenger RNA from Strigops habroptila (Kakapo), 644 nucleotides. RefSeq names its product group IIE secretory phospholipase A2-like. Lineage: Eukaryota; Metazoa; Chordata; Aves; Psittaciformes; Psittacidae. The coding region runs from base 15 to 440 and encodes 141 amino acids. Gene Ontology annotation, biological process: lipid catabolic process; negative regulation of T cell proliferation; phospholipid metabolic process. Gene Ontology annotation, molecular function: phospholipid binding; calcium ion binding. The record is from RefSeq and is a predicted model, not a curated record. The transcript has 4 exons.
UGCUACCACCAGAUAUGAAGCUCUUCUUGCUGCUCCUCUGCUUGGCAGGGCUGGUCCUCGCUGGCUGCAACGUGAUCCAGUUCGGUUCAAUGAUUAAGCACAAGACGGGGAAAUCACCGCUGUCCUACAACGGCUACGGCUGCUACUGCGGCGUGGGGGGGUCCAAAAAGCCGCUGGAUGCGACCGACAGGUGCUGCCAUGCUCACGACUGCUGCUACAAGAAGCUGUCUUCCUCUCGCUGCAGCCCCAAACUGGUCACGUACAAAUACUCCACGCAGGGAAGCCAGAUAACGUGCGGAGCCGGGACUUGGUGUGAAAGAGGGAGCUGCGAGUGCGACAGGCGAGCGGCGGAGUGCUUCCAGAAGGCAGCCAGCACAUUCCGCAACUCCUACAGGAACUACCCCAACUCCCUGUGCAAGGGCUCCACUCCCUCCUGUUAGACACGCCGGGGACACCCAGAACCUGACAGAAAUGGUCUCCACUGGGGGCUUUUUGCCUUCCCAGCAACCGGAGAGAACCCGGCUUGGUCCUGAGACACUGAAAUGGUGUCUGGUGCCUUUCCCUGGCACCCAGGGAAGCCCCCACUCCCCACAAUGAAAUCAUAAGAACAAGGAAAUCAUGCAAAUAAAAGUUCAUUUUCAAAG